AUGAAGGUAUUCUGGAGCCGCGACCAAGAUUCCCAGACCAUUACCCUCGACUUCGAAGUAUCUGACGAAGGGGAUGCGGCAGGAACGCCAUUUAGUUUGGAGUAUGUGGUGGCGCACGAAACAGGACAUGCCCUCGGUUUCUGGCAUACUCACCAACGACCCGACAGAGAUCGCCAUAUUUCCAUUAACUGGAAGAAUGUGAUGGAAGAAGCGACUGCGUCAUUUAUGCCAUUCCGGAGUAUGCUUCAAGCGUUUGGAAUCCGCCAAGUCUCUCCACGUCGUGUACCGUACGACUACGGAUCUCUGAUGCAUUACCAUGCUGUUGCUCAUGCAAUUAAGGUUUCCGAUUUCACGAUUGUGCCAAAAGAGUUGAAAUACGUGACCACAAUGGGCACCGAGAAGAUGGCCUUCUUAGAUGCCAAAGUGAUCAACGACAUCUAUUGCCCGAAUGCCUGUGCUGGACGAUCAAAUCUGCAUUGUCUGGCUGGCGGUUAUCCAGAUCCAAACAACUGCGCCGUCUGUCGUUGCCCAGAAGGACUAGGCGGGCCUGACUGCAGUCGAUUACAACCUAGUUCUUGUGGCGGCGAACUAGUCGCGACCGACACUUGGCAAACGCUUUCCAGUCCACCAGGAAAAGACAUCAAAUGUUACUGGAGGAUAUCUGUACCGGAUGGGGGUCAUAUACGUUUCCGACUCUCUGAUGGAGAGUUUCCGUGCUCAUACGGCUGUCAAUCAUAUGUGGAAAUCAAGCACAAGUUGGACAUUCGAUUGACCGGAUUCCGGAGCUGUUGUUAUCGACCAAAAGAAGACACGGUUUCUGAAAGCAAUCAAGUAUUCGUCAUCUACCAUCCAAAUGGACGAACAGCACGAUUCUCAUUGCGCUUCAAGCGACAAAUCUAA
Molecule: messenger RNA, 900 nt
Organism: Haemonchus placei
Lineage: Eukaryota; Metazoa; Nematoda; Chromadorea; Rhabditida; Trichostrongylidae
Source: the annotation of a GenBank genome assembly